AUGGAGGUAGAUCGACAGACAUUGCUAUAUUUCAUCAUUAUGCUCAUAUUUAUUACACUUCCCAGUGGCAAUGACCAGCCGCAUUCCACACGGGAAAAGGAGACCUUGAUCACAUAUCAGAAACACCUUCGACUGGAGCAAGAAGAAUUAGCUAAUAGCACCUACACUUCGGGUUACGGGAAUGUCACGGGAUUUCAUUUAUCCUACCAGGACCUUGUAGAUGGUCACAAUGAGACAGAAUGGCCCUUACAUCGAUUCAAUGAUAAACAUCAUUGGCGAGAAGACGAAAAGUUCUCGCUCUUACCGAAUUCCGUGAGCGACGUAAUUAAGCUGUUUUGGGCUCAAGAACCAGUGCUAAGCGAGCGUGACGACAAGGCCUAUUUGCUUAAUAUUUCAGGACAGGCAUUUGGAGAGUUCAAGAUACAUUCCGUUUCCGACUUGAAAAGAUACAACUUCACUCUUCCUGAUUAUCUCCAGAAGUACUAUGAUUCGUACGACCCUAAUCAGAAUGCUCCCGAGGAUGGAGAGCAAGAAUCUCCCCUUCCUCCAGACCCGAUGAUACUGAAGCCAAUUCAGAAAACAGGGAAUAUGACCAAAUCAUCCGGAAAAAUUUCCUUGCAAAUAAGUGCAUACGACUACAAUUAUCGAAACGCGGAGCUUUCGAAGUUUAUCUUCAACGAAACUACAGACAGAAUAAACGACACAGUAGUGGCGAGAGUGGCGAUGAGCUUGAAAGACUACGACGAGAUAGAAUCUCACGACUUAGAGACUAGAGGAGUGUAUUUCCAAGAAACUGGGGCAUUGGUAACGAUAACGAGAUCAGCAAAGUUCUUGGGUACUCAUGGAUUGAGCCACAUGACUUUGAAUGAGAAAAAUUUCAAUCGCGCAAAGGUACUAUUGGGCCAGUACUUGAACUUUACUGACAACGAACGAGACUUGAACCUUGACAACAUGAAUAACAACAUCUUAAGAAGUAGAGACAGCUGUGAGAUGAUUUCGUACUUCCAAUUUGAAAAGACGGAUUACACUAAACAAGAGCUUCAAAACAUAGACGAAGAGUUGAUUGCUCCAAGCGGUAGUCCCAUCCCUAAAGACUUACCCGGUCUCAAAAUCAAGGAAUUCUUGUUGUAUUCGCCUGACUGUGGAUUGCUCUUUCAAUCGAAGCCAGGGAUAGAAUUCAUAGGUUUAAAGUCUGAAAUUUACAACAUUAGAUUUCGACACGUAUUAAUUGGGCUCAUGCUUUUGAUAAUUAUCCAAUUGAUAUUGUUCUUGAGACAGAUUAAGGAAACAAGAACUCCUGGCCAAUUGUCCACCAUAGCAACAAACACAUUAUAUAUGAUCGGUUUUCAAGAUGCCUUGGUUGUGUUUCUGUUGAUUUUGUUUUCAUCGUUCUCGGAGGACUUAUACCUUAUUCUUGCCUGUGUUGCUGUUUUGGCAUUUGUAAUGAGUGGGAUAUUCGAAAUGAGAUUUAUAGUGAAUGUAAUGAGUACUCAGGUCAAUGAGAGAGGAACCACAUGGUGGCAAAUAUUGAGGGGAGGGACGGCUGAAACUACAAUAACUGAUCCUACUCCUGAACCUCAAUCUACUGAAAACACAAACGAACCUUUACUUCCUACAACGAAUCCUCCAGCAAAUGCCCCUACCACAGCAGCAACAACCACUAAUACAACUCCAGGAAUGGAAGAGUCCAAUAUAUGGAAUAAAAUAUUUGGGCUUGGUGGAUUUUUAACGAUCGCAUUCACAUUUUUGAUCUGGAAUUCCACAUUAUGGAGAGCAAGCUACAGAAAGAUAUUUGAAUAUGUUGGGUUGAUUCUCGUGAACUCAUUCUGGAUUCCUCAGUUCUUGCGGAAUACACUUAAAAAUCGUAGAAAAUCAUUUUCGUGGGAGUUUGUCUUAGGCACCAGUCUUGUUAGGUUGGUACCUGUGAUCUAUAUAUGUCUUGAGGACAAUAUUGGCAGACACCGUUACGACCCAGUUUUGGUUUCAGUGCUAACCAGUUGGCUUUCAUUCCAAAUUUUAUUGUUGGUGCUACAGCUGUACAUGGGACCUCGGUUCUGGGUCAAUGAAAAGUGGCUUCCAAAGGCUUACGAUUAUCAGAAGAUUUUGCAUAUUAAAGAUCUCGAACAUAAUUUUUCAAAGCAGGACAAGGGAAUAAUCGAGUGCAAGUGCACUUGCCCAAUUUGUAUGACCGACAUCAGCUUGCCGAUUUUGACUAAAGAUGGCGACGAAAGCAGACGUAGGAAAAUCAACAACAAGUUGUAUAUGAUUACGCCUUGCUACCAUAUUUUUCAUUCCGAGUGUCUUGAGAGCUGGAUGAAAUACAAGUUGCAGUGUCCCGUUUGUAGAGAGAGUCUUCCACCAAUAUGA
Scheffersomyces stipitis CBS 6054 is the source of this 2367-nucleotide messenger RNA. RefSeq names its product ubiquitin-protein ligase. Lineage: Eukaryota; Fungi; Ascomycota; Pichiomycetes; Serinales; Debaryomycetaceae. The transcript is spliced from 2 exons. Bases 1 to 2367 code for a protein of 788 amino acids. The record is from RefSeq and is a predicted model, not a curated record.